Messenger RNA from Striga asiatica, 2253 nucleotides. NCBI's taxonomy places the organism in Eukaryota, Viridiplantae, Streptophyta, Magnoliopsida, Lamiales, Orobanchaceae. The record is from the annotation of a GenBank genome assembly.
GAAAAAUUGUUUUAAAGUUUUGAAAAGGAGUAGCUAGUAUAAGCGAAGAAGCUAUAUUGGGCCAAGGGUUUGCUAGGGCUUUCUCAUCUCCAUUCUCCUCAACGCAUCUCACUUCACUUGCUCAGCAACUAUACUCUGUACUCACUUUGCUCGAAGAAGAAGAACCUGAUUUGUUUUGGAGGCUCAGCUCUCGAUCUUGGACAGGAUGGUAGGGUUCUCGAUGCAGCCAUACGGGAUUCAAUCGAUGCUGAAAGAGGGCCACCGGCAUUUGUCCGGGCUCGACGAGGCCGUGCUCAAGAACAUCGACGCCUGCAAGCAGCUUUCCACCAUUACUCGCACCUCCCUCGGCCCCAAUGGUAUGAAUAAGAUGGUUAUCAAUCAUUUGGAUAAGCUUUUUGUCACAAAUGAUGCUGCAACAAUUGUAAAUGAGCUGGAGGUUCAGCAUCCUGCUGCCAAACUUCUGGUUUUGGCUGGGAAAGCCCAACAAGAGGAAAUUGGUGAUGGAGCGAAUUUGACUGUUUCUUUUGCCGGGGAACUUCUUCAGAAUGCAGAGGAGCUCAUUAGGAUGGGAUUGCACCCAAAACAGUAUUCGAGAGUGCAUGACCUUUUCUUAGCUGAUUUCCUUCUCACCACCAUCAUGUCAUGGCAGACCAUUAGAGUACUGGAGGAAUUGGUUGAAGAAGGUUCAGAAAGUAUGAAUGUGAGAGACAAAGAUGAAGUAAUUUCACGAAUGAAAUCUUCAGUAGCCAGCAAACAAUUUGGUCAGGAGGAUAAAUUAUGCCCUCUCAUUGCUGAGGCAUGCAUACAAGUUUGCCCCAAGAACCCAGCAAAUUUCAAUGUGGAUAAUGUGCGAGUUGCAAAACUACUGGGUGGAGGUCUGCAUGAUUCCAAAGUAGUUCGGGGUAUGGUGUUAAAGAGUGAUGCUGUUGGGACGAUAAAAAGAAUUGAAAAUGCCAAGGUUGCUGUAUUUGCUGGGGGUGUUGACACAACUGCUACAGAAACAAAGGGAACUGUUCUUAUUCACAGUGCUGAGCAGCUUGAGAAUUAUGCAAAGACUGAAGAAGCUAAGGUUGAGGAGCUAAUCAAAGCAGUUGCAGAUUCUGGUGCAAAGAUUAUAGUUAGUGGAGCAGCUGUUGGAGAAAUGGCAUUGCAUUUUUGUGAGCGCUACAAGCUCAUGGUGCUAAAAAUUAGCUCCAAAUUUGAAUUACGACGAUUUUGUCGCACGACUGGUGCUGUUGGUCUGGUAAGCUUGAGAGAUCGACUUGGAUUAAAAAGCUUAAAGCUCAGUCAGCCCCAUCCAGAUGAUCUUGGAUAUGUUGAUUCUGUUUCAGUGGAAGAAAUAGGCGGGGCCAGGGUCACAAUUGUAAAAAAUGAACAAGGUGGAAAUUCAGUUUCCACUGUUGUGCUGCGAGGUAGCACUGAUAGCAUAUUGGAUGACCUUGAAAGAGCAAUAGAUGAUGGAGUGAAUACAUACAAGGCAAUGUGCAGAGAUAGUCGGAUUGUACCUGGAGCAGCAGCUACUGAAAUUGAGUUAGCCAGAAGGCUGAAGGAAUUUUCUUUCAAAGAAACAGGGUAUUUAUUCCAUACAAAGUUGAUGUUAUAUUCCAGAUUGGAUCAGUAUGCCAUCGCAAAAUUUGCUGAAAGUUUUGAAAUGAUACCCAAAACAUUGGCGGAGAAUGCGGGACUUAAUGCGAUAGAAAUUAUCUCUUCUUUAUAUGCCGAACACGCACUGGGUAACACCAAAGUGGGCAUUGACUUGGAGGAAGGUGUCUGCAAGGAUGUUUCUACCAUGAAAAUAUGGGAUCUCCACAUCACCAAAUUCUUUGCUCUUAAGUAUGCAACUGAUGCUGCAUGCACUGUCCUGCGGGUUGAUCAGAUCAUUAUGUCAAAACCAGCUGGAGGUCCAAAGAGGGACCCGCCUGCAGGGAUGGAUAAUGAGGAUUAGAUGUCCUAUGUUUCUCAGAACAGAAAUCCUUUUCAUUUGGUCCCAUUUUGUCUGGCUAAAUUUUGUUGAACUUCUUGCGUUGAACUGGUUUGUAUUGAUUGUACAUGCUAUACUUUGUGUUUGUGCCAAGGUUUUAACGGUCUGCAUGACAAUCUGGAGUUGCGUCGUGACUUGCGAUGGUCCACUUUAUUUUUGCUCUCCACGCAUAUUUUCCUGUUAAACCAAUCCAUUGUUACUAAGUUAAUAAUUAAUUAUUCACAUUAAGUCCAUUAUAUAGACCAAUAUUUUAUAUAAAUAUACUUAAUAAA